CUCCGUGCCUUGGGAGAUGAUUCUGAUCCUGGAAGAGCGAUGGAAUCCUCAACAUUACAGACUUUUGAGCAGACGGUGCUCGUUCCGUGCAGAGCGGCUGAGAGCCAGGUACCGUGUCUGCAGGGAAUCUAGUCAUGCUAAGGCACGGCCUGUUUCUCCUCACUUUUGGACUGUCUUUAACUGGAAGCUCUUGUUGGAUGACAGGAAUUUCAUUUUUAGGUGCAUAUUCUGAAGAGGCAUCCAGACUUUCUGCAUUCGAAAUCAUUAUUCCUCAAAGGUUGACAGGCAGAGAGAAACAUCACCCAUUUCUUCAUGAGGAGCAUUCAGAUGACAGUCUUUCUUACUCCAUUAAAACCAGAAAUGGAACAUACCUCCUAACACUGAAGAAAAAUAAAGACCUUGUUAGCAAAGACUUUAUGCUGUAUACCUAUGGGAAAAAUGGGAAACUGGAGGCAACACAAUCAAAAAACAAGACACACUGUUAUUACCAUGGUGCUGUUGAAGGAAUGGCUGACUCGGUGCUUGCUCUUAGCACGUGCGAUGGCCUGAGAGGAAUUAUCUACAUUGCUGGCAAAUGGUAUGGAAUGGAGCCACUCAACACAUCCAGAACGUUUGAACACAGGUUUUACCAGUUAGAAGACAUGCAGCAUAUUCCUUUCCACUGUGGUGUGCUGAAUGACAGCCUUCAUCAUGAGAUGCAGAUGUUUGCGAAGCAGUCUGUGAAAUAUGCAAUUUCACUAAACAGUACCUCUAGUAGGGAAGAGCUUUUGAGGAAGAAGCGAGCUGUCCUGCCACAGAAAAGCUAUGUGGAAUUAUUUGUGGUUGUGGAUAAUCACAGGUUUUUGCAGAAGAACUCUGAUCCUGCUGCAGUGCAAAAGGAAACCGUUGAGCUGAUUAAUUAUGUUGAUGGGAUGUACAGUGCAUUGAAUAUCCAGAUUGUUUUGGUUGGAUUAGAGAUUUGGACAGAUAAAAACCAAAUCUCUGUAAUGGAGGGUUCAGCUGGAGAUGUACUGAGUAGAUUUGUUUCUUGGAGACAGAAAGAUCUUCUUAAGCGAUCCAGAAAUGAUGUCAGCCAUCUCAUAAUAGGGAGAGACUCUUACGGCGGAUCCAUCGGAAUGGCUUUUGUGGGUACUGUCUGCUCACAGGUGCAGGGAGGGUCGAUCAGCACUUUGAAUCAUAACAAUGUGUUACGUCAUGCUACAGUAGUUGCACAUGAACUGGGACAUAACCUUGGAAUGAAACAUGAUGAUAACAGGUGUCCUGCAUCCUACAUUAUGUACAGCACAGAUAAGGGAUCCAGGAAUUUCAGUUCCUGCAGUGCUGAUGAUUUUGAGAACCUUGUUCUAAAUGGAGGAGGAAACUGCCUCAGAAAUCCACCCAAAACAAGUAAUGUUUACAAAGAGCCUGUCUGUGGUAACAACGUGAUUGAUAACAAUGAAGAAUGUGACUGUGGAAAGCCACAGGAAUGCACCAACCCUUGCUGCAAUGCUGCCACCUGCAAACUUACGUCUGGAUCGCAGUGUGCACAGGGACUGUGCUGCAAAAACUGCAAGUUUAAAGCAGCAGGAACAGAAUGCAGAUCAAAAAUGGAUUUCUGUGAUCUCCCUGAAUACUGCAAUGGAAGCUAUGCCUACUGUCCAGACGAUGUUUACAUCAUGAAUGGUUACCCAUGCAACAACAUGGAAGCAUAUUGCUACUACGGAGUGUGUCAGAGCUUUGAUUCACAGUGUGAAGCUAUAUAUGGGAAAGGGGCACAAAAAGCACCUGAUCUGUGCUUUGAAAAAGCCAAUAUUAAAGGAGAUAGAUUUGGAAACUGUGGAAUGACAGGUGGAGUGUACAAGAAGUGUUCUGUUCAGCACAGUCUGUGUGGCAAGCUCCAGUGCACUUCUGUUAGCCUUCAGAAUCUUCCUGCUUGGAGUGUUGUCAAUAAUGCCUCUGGGGUUUUGUGCUGGUCCUCUGAUUUUGACUUAGGAUCAGAUAUCCCUGAUCCUGCUCAAGUUCAUGAUGGAACAGCAUGUGGAGAAAAGAAGGCCUGUGUAGCUUUUGAGUGUGUGGAUGCAAGUCAUCUGGGCUACAGCUGCGAUGUAAAGCAGAAGUGUAAUGGCAAUGGGGUGUGCAACAACAAUGGCAACUGCCACUGCAAUUCUGGAUGGGCGCCUCCGUUCUGUAACCAGUCAGGCUACGGUGGCAGCACUGACAGUGGUCCAGCUCACAUGGAUACAUCACUUCGGGACGGCCUGCUUAUUUUUUUCUUCGUUGUGCUGCCAGUACUGAUUGUGACUGUAAUAGCAGUAAUUAAGCGUGGCGCAAUAAAGAGGAAGUUUUGCAGGAAAAGUAGAAGACAUCACAGGGAUAACAAUGCACAGCAACCAAAGCAAAGCAACAGACCAACCCAUACCACAAGAAAUGAUCAGCCCACCACAGCAAGCCCUGAUAUUUUCACCAUAUCGCAUUUUCCCGGUCCGAGGCAGGCAGGACAAACGCGGUUUCCCGUGGUUCCUUCAGGACCUCAUCGCCCUGCUGUCCCAUCACCCCGACCCGCUGUGUGAGGAACUCCCUGGGCUACAACUGCUGCCAGGAACUGAUAAGGAGAAGCACGAGGGCUGGCAUCUCGCAGCCCUCCACGUGUGCAUCCUUCCAGCAGCACGUACCGCUGGGAAAGACUCGGUGCCGAGAGACCCUGAGCACAGCCUUUGUAUCACUGCCUUACUGUAUUAUUGCCUAAGAGCUGCUGGCUGCGU
Centrocercus urophasianus (Greater sage-grouse) is the source of this 2741-nucleotide messenger RNA. Its product is annotated as disintegrin and metalloproteinase domain-containing protein 9-like. Gene Ontology annotation, cellular component: plasma membrane. The record is from RefSeq and is a predicted model, not a curated record. Lineage: Eukaryota; Metazoa; Chordata; Aves; Galliformes; Phasianidae. Gene Ontology annotation, biological process: proteolysis. The transcript is spliced from 23 exons. Gene Ontology annotation, molecular function: metalloendopeptidase activity. Bases 135 to 2549 code for a protein of 804 amino acids.